AUGAACACAAAUAAUAAUGCCAGCAGAGAUGCUGAUAAUGAUAACAACAAAAGUCUCGGAGGUCCUGGAAUAAACAAAAGAAGUAUAUUGUUAACUACCCCUGAGGGAUCAGAAACUAAACUAAUGAAAGAUGCGAAAAAUGACGAUACCAUUAUAGAUUCACCCACUACUUCUACCUCUGAUCUUCAACCACCUCCAUCUAUCAAUAUCUCCCAUAUAGAUUCGACAGCAGAUCAAAUGGCUAACUUGAGUCCCAAGACUAGUCUUACCGUUACAGCAGAUUCACCAGUUAGUGUUACGGCUGCCAAUAUAGGUAUGACAACACCCACUACAGCUGUUCAAUUUGAUGCUGAAGAAAUUGAAAGAGGUAGAAGUCGUAUAAAGAAUUCUACAACUCAUGCAAAUGUAAAUACGAAUGCAAAUCCAAACAACAAUACGAAUAAUAAUAUGGAGAGGUCCAAUAGAAGGAUUGGGGGUUCAUUAAGUACGUCACGAUCUAGAUCAAGAUCAAGAGCUUCAAGUAGGAUUAGAGAAGAAGAGUUUUUGAAAUGGACUGUGUUAAGACAAGAUCCUUCUAUGAGAUUACAAAACUUGAAUGAAAAUAUUGCCAAAUAUAAUAAAAAGAAAAAGAAAAAUGAAUUAAAAGAACAAAAAAAUUUGAAAAAGAAAAGAAGUGAGACUGAUGAUGAACAGACUGAAGAAGAAGAAGAAGAGGAAGAAGAUGUUACAGACACUGAUAGUGAUGAAGAUGAUGAAGAUGAUGACGAAGAUGAGAGUGAUGAAGAAUCUGAUGAAGAACAAGUAAGUGACAUUGAAAAUGAUGUGGAAAUCGAUGAAGCUUUCAACUAUGACCUUGGUAUGAAAGUUUUACCCAAUUUUUGUUCCAGUAUUAAUGAUAUUUUGGACACUGCCAAGCCUUGGAUUGCUAAAUAUGAAGAGUCUAUUAAAGGUAAAGAGAAUGAAGGUGUAAACUUUACUACUUUGGACGGUGGUUAUAUUCGAGCCAUGCAAUUGCUAACGAAGGGGAAAGGUGCAAGUAUGGAUUUUGAUCCCAUGAAACCUGCUGGUCGAUGUUACAUCCUUUAUACUGAUCUAUCCAGCGAAUCCACAUAUGCAUUAACAUAUAUGAUGGGAGCUGUAUUGAAUAACGGAGACACAUUAUAUAUAGUGCAUUGGGAAUCUUCCAAAGUGGCGAAUGAGAAAUUAAUGCAAGAGAACGUAGGGAGAGUAAGGAAACAUGUGAUGCAUAUGUUUGAUUGUGUCAGUGCUGUCAUUGAUGAUCUGGAUGUGAUCAUUUUAUCAUUGACUCAUCCAUACCCAAAACAUUUAUUAAAUGAAAUGAUACAUGGUCUAAAACCAGUUUCCAUUGCAUGUUCUUUGACAAUUAUCUUAUCAACGUUACAAAAUUUUGUUUGCUCAGUUCCCACUUUAGUCAUUCGUAAGAAAUUGAAAAGAAGCUAA
Messenger RNA from Naumovozyma dairenensis CBS 421, 1461 nucleotides. RefSeq names its product Imp21p (gene IMP21). The record is from RefSeq and is a predicted model, not a curated record. The transcript has a single exon. NCBI's taxonomy places the organism in Eukaryota, Fungi, Ascomycota, Saccharomycetes, Saccharomycetales, Saccharomycetaceae. The coding region runs from base 1 to 1461 and encodes 486 amino acids.